Molecule: messenger RNA, 6719 nt
Organism: Eublepharis macularius
Lineage: Eukaryota; Metazoa; Chordata; Lepidosauria; Squamata; Eublepharidae
Gene: GPC1
Product: glypican 1
Exons: 9
Coding region: 743-2395 (550 amino acids)
Biological process (GO): negative regulation of fibroblast growth factor receptor signaling pathway; cell migration; regulation of protein localization to membrane
Cellular component (GO): extracellular region; cell surface; plasma membrane
Molecular function (GO): fibroblast growth factor binding
Source: RefSeq, a predicted model, not a curated record
UGCAGGUGGUGCUGCCGCCGCGCCUACCGGAUCGGACGCACGCGCGCCGCCGGGCGCUCGCCUUUGCCCGGGCUGCGGUCCCAGGCCGGCCGGCCAGCUCCUGCCUCGCCUUUCCUUUCUCGCCCGCCGCCCAGCUUCAAACUUUGCACGCCGGGACUUGCCGCCGUCUUCCUCCUCUGUAGCAUCCUCAGCAAAGUCCUCUUUGUCCGCCGCUGGGCAGGACCUGCAAGACGCGACUUCUCUCUCUCAAUAAACGCCACCGGUGCGGCAAAGGAUUGCCCCAGUUGAAGCGGUUCUUCUAUGCAAACCCGCCAGCCCGCUCGCAGCAGCCCGCGCGCGGAUUAGACGUCUUGCCACCUCCCGGGCGCUGCCCUCGAAGCACUUUGCUGAAGUGACCCCCACCUCCUUUCCCGAGCCCCCGAAGACCGAAGGCGUUCCAUCGCCCCUCGUUGGAAGCGACGGAGCCCGCUGCCUUCCCUGCCCCCGUGUGCCCUUCCGCCCUGCCGGGCUGCUCGGCUGGGCUUGCCAUUGUUUGCCGCUCGCCCCUGGAAGCGGAGGAAGGUAUGCUCGGGGGAAGGCGGUGGCACUGAGCCGUCGGGUCUCCCUCGCCUCUCGGUGACCCCUGGAGCCUUCCUGGAGAGAGCGCGCGAGGCUGCGGGAGGGGCCGGCCCGGGAUCGCUCUCGCCUUUGUCGCGGCGGCUGCCUGCAGGUUCUUGGGGGACUCGGGGGCUGCGCGGCCAGGAUGCCUUUCUUCUCGUGGGGAUUUUGGCUACUGUGCGUCGCCGCGUCCGCUUCGGCUCGGAGUGACGGCGGCAACAAGCCGAAGAGCUGCUCCGAGCUCCGUCAACUCUACGGAGCCAAAGGAUUCAGCCCCAGCGGGGUCCCCCAGGCGGAGAUCUCCGGGGAACACUUGAGGAUUUGCCCACAAGGCUACACUUGCUGUACCAGUGAGAUGGAGGAGAACUUUGCCAACAAGAGUAGGACUGAAUUUGAAGGCAUGUUGAAAGAAGCUACUCGCUCAGUGCAAAUAAACUUAACAUCCCAGUACAAGAGUUUUGAUGGUUACUUCCAGGAUUUGUUAAACAAGUCAGAGAAAGCUCUUUAUGACACAUUUCCUGGUAUGUAUGGAGACCUUUACAACCAGAAUGUAAAAGUUUUCAAAGAUUUGUAUAGUGACCUCCGGCGUUACUACCGAGGUGCCAACAUCAACCUAGAAGAGGCCCUCAAUGAGUUUUGGAUUCACCUGCUAGAGCGGCUUUUCAAAUUGAUGAAUCCUCAGUAUCACCUCACUGAUGACUACGUGGAAUGUAUGGUGAAGCACUCUGAGCAGCAUAAGCCAUUUGGAGAGGUACCAAGGGACCUGAAGCUGAAGGCAACAAGAGCUUUCAUUGCUGUCCGCUCCUUUGUGCAGGGGCUUGGUGUGGGCAAUGAUGUUGUUAAGAAGGUGUCUCAGGUCCCUCUGAGCCAGUAUUGCACUCGAGCCAUUAUGAAGCUGGUGUACUGUUCACACUGCCGGGGCAUGUCAAAUGUCAAGUCAUGCAACAGCUACUGCCGCAACGUCUUGAAGGGCUGUCUGGCCAACCAAGCAGACCUGGACCCAGAAUGGAGGAACCUGAUAGAUUCAUUGCUUUUGGUGGCUGAGCGUUUUGAUGGACCAUCUAAUGUAGAAACAGUCAUUGGUACAAUUCACACCAAGAUUGCAGAAGCUAUUUCUAACAUGCAGGAGAACAGAGAAUCUAUAACAGCCAAGGUCUUUCAAGGCUGUGGAAACCCCAAACUCAACACAAAACCUUCCAAUGUUGAAGAUAAGAGGAAGCGAGUAAAAUCCAUUAGUGAAGAUAAACAGUCAGUGCUAGGCUUGGAGAAAUUGGUUGCAGAUGUGAAAGGGAAACUGAAAGAUGUACGGGACUUCUGGGUUUCUCUCCCAGUCACACUUUGCAAUGAUAAAAUAUCUGGUUCUGUGAAUGAGGACAAGUGCUGGAAUGGAAUGACCAGAGGCCGAUAUCUUCCGGAUGUGAUGGGUGAUGGACUAGCCAAUCAGAUCAAUAACCCAGAGGUUGAAGUAGACAUUACCAAACCAGAUAUGACUAUUCGCCAGCAAAUCAUGCAGUUAAAGAUUAUGACAAAUCGCCUGCGCAAUGCCUACAAAGGAAAUGAUGUGGAUUUUCAGGAUACAAGUGACGACAUCAGUGGCUCUGGCAGUGGCGAUAGUUGCCUUGAUGACAUCUGUGGCAAAAAACAGUCCAAGAGCUCUAGCACCCGGCAACCAGAGACGCAUCCUAUGCCUAAGCUGUCAGGACAAGGCGUCAGUGGAAAUAGCAGCAUACUUUUGCCUUCCUUCUUUAUUUUAUUAAUUUCUCUGGCAGCUGUUGCAACACAGUACUUGCGGCGAUAACUCAUUUCUGCGGCCAUGAAAGAGACUGUAGUGGUUGAGGUCUUAAUUUUGCCAAAAAUGUGGACUAUAUUUAAUUCAUCUUGGCAAAAGAGGGAGAUAAAGAUUCUUGAUUGUUUGUGAUAACCUGGCAGUGCUAGAACGGAUCUUUUCCUUUUGGUCUUUUUUGAAUGCUGGGCCCUUCUUUCUGUACCUCAUUUUUAAAAUGUCAUUAAUUUGCCACAGAGAGGCAUCUAGAGGCCUACAACAGACCUUGGCAGAAAGAUUUAAUGGGGAAAAAGAACAAAUUACCCUCAAGGCAACACCAUUUUUAUUGACUGCAAUAAAAUACCGCAAGUAUCUAGUCUUAUUUAACAGUAGCCAUAAGUUGGUUUAGAACAACACACCUUUUUAAUUUAAAGAUUUUCAAAGUGCUGUAAUAGGGGGUCAGUUCAUAAUUUUCCCUUAUGCAAGUGGCAAAUGAUCCUUCAUUUCCUUUGAUGUGGGAGUACCUAUUCUGUAUGUUAGUGUACUCCUGAUGAGCAAAGGGUUUCAUUAUCCUAGAAUUUGGAACAAAAAUCCCUUAAUUCACAAAUACUUACACGUGCUAAAAAUGGGUGUUCAAAGCCAAUUAGUAAUUCACCUACAUAGAAGUGAUUGGGAGUGAGAAUUAGGCUUUGCAUGAUCCUGGGAAAAUAGCAGUCAAAUUGAUAAAAUGCAAUACAGAAUCAUAAUAUGCAACAUUACGAUAGAAAUAUGCAUGGGAAGGAAAGCUCUGCUUCCGGUGGAGGAUGAAAACCAUUCUGUUAUUAUCAGUGAUAACAGUUGACUUUUACCAAAGGGAUAAUGCAAAGAAACUGUUUUGUGAGGUUUUGUGUAUUAUUACUUGUUCCAUUCAUAAGUCCUUAAGGUAACUCAUUGACUAGACCAGGGAACAGUAAAAAUGCUGGCUGCAUUCAUACAAUAAACUGUGGUUUGUCUAAAUUGCAGGUUGUUACACAAACCCUUGGUAGUCUACCAGACGUACAUAACAGACUAUAGUUUGUUUCUAAAUCACAGUUACCUUUGCUGCUUGCCUCUUUUCUGAUCUCUUAAGUGGAAUCCUCAGAUGAUAUCCCAAAGUCCCUUGCAUUGCCAGGCUGCUGGCAAAUCCAUACUGCAUAUACAGCCACUUGCUAUCGGUCAACUUCAAUAAAUGGGAGGAGUACUGGGAGGAGAAUCUUAUGGCAGCCAAGCUUCCUCCUCCUCCUCCUCACUCUCAGCUAGGGAUCAUCCCCCUCCCUCCCUUUUCCCCUUUCUGUGUAGGUGCUUCCUGGAAUUCCGGGAUUUUUAAAUUCUGAAACAAAACCUUUUACAGCCUUCCCAUACUCCUUUCUCUCUUGCUAAUCAUAGUCCACUUUCUCCUUUCAAAGACCACUUCAGUGUUUCUCCUAAACUAUUGUUUCAAACAAAGUAGAUGUUUACAGCUCUCCCCCAUUGUCUUUUGCUAUUUCAUUGCCUUUUACGUCCCCCCUCAGAAGAGGCUGAAGCCUUUGAAGCACAUUCCUGUUUGCUGAGUCAUCCCUAGCAGAGGGAGAGCAAGAGAGUAGAGGGGAGUAGUGCUGGAUCAGCAAGGUUUGCUGCUGCUCUGAGCUUUCUUCUCUGUUUGUAGGAGGAUAAGAGGACUGGUACUAUUGAACAGACUGGGAUUUCUGCAUUCAGAUAACACCACAAACCAAAAUUAGUACAAGCCACAGUUAACAUUCCAUGGGCAAACCAUGGUUUAGAAACCACAUCUUGGGCAGCCUACAUUCAGACAUCACAUUAAGCCAAAAUUAAUUAAACCAUUGUUGCUAAGCUGUGGUUUAUCGAGACAUCAGAAUGCAUCUGCUAUCAAAUAUCCCUAUAAAUUCACUUGAAUGCAACAUCAGAUUCUCAAAAAAUUGCUGGUCUUUUAUCCUGCCCCAAAUUCCAACAGCUGUGUUAAAGUCAGCAGCUUUAGAAUGAUGUAACUCUGUUUACGAUUGCAAAUCAAGCAAAAACUUCCCAAUUGGUGUAUCGUUAAUCCUAUGCUCUCUAACCAUUAUUUAGUACCACCACCUCAUCACUUCUGUUAUUUCUCUUUCUAAUUGUUGUUACAUAUUUGCCAGGGAUGUUGUUAUUAGAUGGCUGAAGAUGUAGUGUGGAGGGGGACUGACCACAAGAGUGUCUGACCACAGAUUUACACAGUCAUAUACAUGUAGAUAUUUCUCUGUUGGACAUCUAUGCUUCCACAGCUCCCUGUUUGGGGCCUUAGGUUUAUUUGACCUAUAACCAUAAGUAUAUAUAUAUAUUUCUUUUUCAAAACAAUCAAUCAUAUCAAGGCAAUUCUAUUGAACAAUAGGGAACUCUUGGUAUAAGUUUUGCUGUUAAUUCAUUGUUUCAUAUCAAAAUUUUCCUUUUGUAGAGCAAGGGCACUGUGGAGACAUUUUUUUCUUUUAAAAUAUAUAGACUUUGCAUAAUGCUGAAACAUUUCUGUUCUGUAUCUUGCAUCAAAGACAACUGAGUGUCCGAAAAAGAGAUUUUUAAAAGGCAAAACUACUGAAGUUGGCAUCAGUCAUAAUACAAAUGGAGCAAGUAUCUCUAGCAUCACAACAUUAGAGGCGGUGACUGCAAGAAAAUUAAUUCCAUUGAGUUAUCAUUCUUGUUAUUUGUUUUUAUAUAACAUUGGGAGAAAUAGUUUCCUAAUCGCCCCAAUCAGUAUUGGAGGCUGCCAGUCAUAUUGAUGUUGUAUUUUCAAAACUCAAGCAAAGUCUGGUGCCAGCAUGAUUUCUUUGUUUCAAAACACACCUGCUUUUGCACACAUUAUUUUCAAUGCCUUGUGAGUAGAACAAUACCCCAUCCACUUUCCUUAUUGAUCUUGUCAAUCUGCUUUGUUUAUUUUUGUUUUCAAUUACACCAUUCUUGAAAUAAUUCUGAAUACAAAUGAGGCAUGGAAAUUAAAUAUCCUGCCUCCUUUGAACAUAAGCUUUCAAAUCUCAGAGCAAGUGGACUGCCACAUUCAAACAGUGUUGUAUAUUAUGUAGCCUUCUGUUGGUAAAAAUGCUGAUAAUAGACGUAACAGAUAAUUUUUCCUGCACAACGCAAGAGGGAAAGGAAACUGCAUGUGGACAUUUCUCCUCCCCCCUCCCCAGUAGAAACCUUUGCCAACCUGCUGGAGAGCUGUAAACUCACAGUUUAGGGCCCUGUGGUUUAACCUAGACUUGAUCAUGAGUCUUCCCCAGGGCUUUUUUUCAGCGGGAAUGUGGUGGAACGAAGUUUCGGAACCUCUUGAAAAUGGUCACAUGGCUGGUGGCCCCGCCCCCUGAUCUCCAGAUAGAGGGGAGUUGAGAUUGCUCAGUGGCGCAGAGGGCAAUCUAUACUCCCCUCUGCCUGAAGAUCAGGGGGCGGGGCCACCAGCCAUGAGACCAUUUUCUCCGAGGGCAACCCACUGAGUUCCACCACCUCUUUUCCCAGAAAAAAAGCCCUGGUCUUCCCUAAUCACUUCUAAAGCAAAGAGUAGGGGGUACAAUUUUUAGAGGCAAGGAAAGAUGGAAACAAGGGAUUCUGGAGCCCUCCCCUGUUCACUAUGGGUUACUUUGCCAUGGCCUCUUCUCCUAAAUACUUUAUUUCCAGCCAGCAUCUCUUCUGGUGCAAGCAUCCAGCUAAGAAAAAGUGAUAUUGGAGUGGAGGCAUCGUGAGGACAUACCUCAUGGGGAGAGUUAAGCACAUUGCAGCUAUGCACUCCAUUUGCUCUAAUAUUUGAGACACUCAACCACACAUCCCCCACUCUCUUUAUGUGAUUUAUAGAGAGAAGUGCCAUGAUCAUACCUAGUUUGAGCACAAGUCUCUUGAUAAGUGCUUGAAUGUUUGUGGGUUUUUUAAAAAAUGUCUUUUGUUACCAAGAUGGCUGUGCUCUCUUUUAACGUUUAAAAGCACUUCACUGUAGGGGCAAAGAAACUUUCUGAGACCCCUUGAAAAACUGUCAACCAUAAACCAGAGUUGUGGACAUACAAGCUAUUAUUUUUUGUGCCAUAAUGUCUUUUUCAGCAGAGAGGUGGGGUCAAUAGAAGCUUUACAAGCACUGAUAUUUAUCCUUUACAAAUGACAAACAACCUGUUCUUUUCUGGUGGGCUUGUUAGGGAGUAAAAGUUCAAAUAUAUCCAGAAUACACCUUGGCUUUAAAAAAAUGCAGUUCUCUCUUCAAAAUUAAAAUUUAUUUCACUUAUUGGCAUACUUGGCCAUUUAUAUAUUUCUUUUGGUUACCAAGGUACUUGUAACUAUCUUGCACUGUUGAACUCUGUUCUUUGAAUCCUUGUAUAAAUAAAAAGAGGCUGGAGACUUAAAACUA